GAGAAAGGCGCGCGUAUCCACUGAGCUGAGUGUUUGUUAGUGAGGUUUUUCCAAAUGGAUGGUAUGAAAACAGGCAUGGAGGCGACGGCUGAAGAGAACCAGGAUGAAAGAGAAGAGAGUAAAGGUUGUUUGGACUGCUGCAUCAAAUGUCUGGGUGGUGUGCCAUAUGCAUCGCUGGUGGCCACCAUCCUGUGCUUUUCUGGUGUGGCUCUGUUCUGUGGAUGUGGGCACGUGGCACUGACGAGCACCGUGAACAUGCUGGAGAACCACUUCUCUCUAAUCAAAUCUGACCACGCCACCCUUGUUGAUGUUGUUCAGAUUCUGCAGUACAUCAUCUACGGCAUUGCUGCUUUCUUCUUCUUGUAUGGCAUCAUUCUGCUGGCUGAGGGCUUUUACACAACCAGUGCUGUCAAAGAGAUGCACAGCGAGUUCAAGACCACUGUGUGUGGCCGCUGCAUCAGUGCCAUGUUUGUGUUCCUGACCUACAUCCUGGGUCUGGCUUGGCUGGGCGUCUUUGGCUUCUCGGCAGUGCCAGUCUUCCUCUUCUAUAACAUGUGGAACACCUGUGCUGCCAUUAAGUCUCCCAUCGCCAACCUCACCUCUGUGGAAAACAUCUGUGUGGACGUCAGACAGUAUGGUGUCAUUCCCUGGAAUGCAGAUCCCGGCAAAGCAUGUGGACAGAACUUGGCUGACAUCUGUAACACCAGCGAGUUCUAUUUGUCCUACCAUCUCUACAUUGUUGCAUUUGCUGGAGCUGGAGCCACUGUGAUUGCACUGCUCAUCUACAUGAUGGCCACCACAUAUAACUAUGCUGUGCUGAAGUUUAAGAGCCACGACCACAGCCACACCACUAAGUUCUAAAAUGUGGGCUUUAAUUCUUGAGCACAAAGUGUGGACAGUAUUCUGACAGAAAGAGGGGAUAUUGUGGGUCAAAAUUUGCUAAAAGGAGAUCAAAUUCAGAAGGAGUAAUACUGACCAUACAAUAGCUUACUGAGUAUUAUUUUGGUCAUUAGCAUCAUGUAGAGCAGCAAAUUGUGUCUUGUUUCUUGUUUGACCUCUAGAGAAGAAUGUUCAUUUAAUUGAUUGACCACCUCAUUGACCAGUUGGUUUGAGGCUCAAUUACAUCGUAUAAGACCUGUCAUAUUAACUUUAACAUAAUCUACAAGAAAAAUCUUCAAAUUGUGUGUCUGAUAGAAUUUAUUGAGUAGGUUCAAAAGCAGACGACUAGUCACAGACGCAGGAUUAGUAUUAAGGGACACAUUAUGUCUUUAACAUUGUACAGCAAAUGCCCUGAGGCACCAGAAGUCAAAUCCAAGUUGUUAGUCAGAAAGAAACUGCAGGUCAAGUGUUGUAACCUGGGAAUAUUUUUCCACUGCACAAAGUAUCAGAACUUUUGGUAAGUUUUUUAGUUCCAGCACCAAGAGGCCCUAAUAGUACAUAAUGUGGCUAGUGGCACUGUUCUAUUCUAAGUCUGAGGCAUAUCAUACAACAAAUUACUCAUUUCAAAAAAGUAUUUUGUCCAAAAGCCUUUUUUGGUAGUAAAUACAGUUACAAGGCCAAUACAACUGAUAAUUAGGAUAAGGAGUAACAGAUUAAGUGUACAGUAGUCAGUGCUUGGUUAAAAAGUAAACCUAAAUCCACUUAAGUCCUUUUUAAAUUAGAUUAGACCCCAACUUCUGCAACUAUUUAGAAAAAAAAAAACCUAUGUAUGUAAUUAAUGAAAUAAUUAUUUAUGUCCUAUGUUUAAUUAUUCUAACAAUUUAAAUGCCAUUAUAUGUAAUAAUUAUGUAGUUUAUUGCAUUGCAUGAGCACCACACAUAAUUCAUCAUAAGUAAAAACCCUUUAUAACUGAAGUACCAGUGUUUGCAUACUGUGUGGAAAAAACAUAAAACUAAAAAUAGUAGUAAUUAAGGUCUUUUUCCCAAAUAAUUGGUGCCCUGUGUGGGUACUGUAGCUCUGAGGAUAGUGGGGACUGAGGCAUUUUGCCUACCUGUAUGUGCAGUGGAAAAGUGUAUCAGGGAGUCCAGUAGAACAUUACAGUGAAUCCAAGGAGAAUGGAAAUGUCCAGGUUUGCUCCCAGUUGAACUUUUUAAUCAACCUUUUAGCAGUUGUACCUGUGAAGGGCAUAUAUUGUAUGUUAACAGAUUCUAAGAGUAUUUUAGGCUUGCAGAGCUGAAAUGACUAAACUGUAAAUUACUUAUUGGCCUUGUUUGAGAUCUUGUCCAUUGUGAAGUUCAUAUGUAGAAUUGCUUCUAGAUUAGGAAAGGCUUUUUUUCUAAGUCAAAAAGGAAAAAAAUAAAUUUUUAAUACACAGAA
Molecule: messenger RNA, 2316 nt
Organism: Trichomycterus rosablanca
Lineage: Eukaryota; Metazoa; Chordata; Actinopteri; Siluriformes; Trichomycteridae
Gene: gpm6ba
Product: glycoprotein M6Ba
Exons: 7
Coding region: 55-861 (268 amino acids)
Biological process (GO): neuron projection development
Cellular component (GO): plasma membrane
Source: RefSeq, a predicted model, not a curated record